This is a messenger RNA of Mauremys mutica (yellowpond turtle), 1939 nucleotides long. It is a transcript of the gene CCT5, whose product is annotated as chaperonin containing TCP1 subunit 5. The coding region runs from base 137 to 1762 and encodes 541 amino acids. The record is from RefSeq and is a predicted model, not a curated record. The transcript has 11 exons. Gene Ontology annotation, cellular component: chaperonin-containing T-complex. Gene Ontology annotation, molecular function: ATP hydrolysis activity; ATP binding; ATP-dependent protein folding chaperone. Lineage: Eukaryota; Metazoa; Chordata; Testudines; Geoemydidae. Gene Ontology annotation, biological process: protein folding.
UCCGGUAGUAACCCGCUGCGCAUGCGCGGCGCAGAAUCGCCCGCCCCUCACGUUACGUUGCGUUGGGCGCAGUGGGCAGCAGCCGCAGCUCGUGCUCAGUCGGUUGGUGUCGGAGCGGCUGCGGGGCGGCGGGACCAUGUCGGCGAUGGGGACUCUCGCGUUCGAUGAGUACGGGCGGCCCUUCCUGAUCCUCAAGGACCAGGAUCGCAAGAGCCGCCUCAUGGGGCUGGAGGCGCUCAAGUCUCAUAUAAUGGCAGCAAAGGCUGUGGCAAAUACACUGAGAACAUCACUGGGGCCCAAUGGUCUUGAUAAAAUGAUGGUGGACAAGGAUGGUGAGGUGACUGUCACGAAUGAUGGUGCCACCAUUCUGAGUAUGAUGGAUGUGGAUCAUCAAAUAGCUAAACUUAUGGUAGAGUUGUCUAAAUCGCAGGAUGAUGAGAUUGGGGAUGGAACUACAGGGGUUGUUGUUCUGGCUGGUGCAUUAUUGGAACAGGCUGAGCAGUUGUUAGAUCGCGGUAUUCACCCUAUGAGAAUAGCAGAUGGUUAUGAGCAGGCUGCACGCAUUGCCAUUGAGAAUCUAGACAAAAUCAGCGACAGUUUUCCAGUUGAUCCACAGAACACUGAACCUCUCAUCCAGACUGCAAAGACAACUCUAGGUUCUAAAGUAAUUAAUCGUUGCAACAGACAAAUGGCAGAAAUCGCUGUAAAUGCUGUACUGACAGUGGCUGAUAUGGAACGCAAAGAUGUUGAUUUUGAGCUAAUCAAAGUGCAAGGCAAAGUGGGAGGGAGACUGGAAGAUACCCAGUUGGUCAAAGGAGUGAUUGUGGAUAAAGAUUUCAGCCAUCCACAGAUGCCUAAAGAAGUUAAAGAUGCUAAAAUUGCAAUUCUCACUUGUCCAUUUGAGCCACCUAAGCCUAAAACCAAGCACAAGCUUGAUGUAACAUCUGUGGAAGAUUACAAGGCACUGCAGAAAUAUGAAAAGGAGAAAUUUGAAGAGAUGGUGAAACAGAUUAAAGACACUGGUGCAAACCUAGCUAUUUGCCAGUGGGGUUUUGAUGACGAGGCAAAUCACUUAUUGCUUCAGAAUGAGCUGCCUGCUGUUCGUUGGGUUGGUGGACCUGAAAUAGAAUUGAUUGCCAUUGCAACUGGAGGGCGCAUCGUUCCUCGUUUCUGCGAACUCACGUCUGAGAAACUAGGCUUCGCUGGCAUUGUCAGGGAGAUCUCAUUUGGAACAACAAAAGAUAAAAUGCUUGUUAUUGAGCAAUGUCAGAAUUCCAGAGCUGUGACCAUCUUCAUUAGAGGAGGAAAUAAGAUGAUUAUCGAAGAAGCAAAACGAUCUCUUCAUGAUGCCUUGUGUGUAAUCCGGAACCUGGUUCGUGAUAACCGCAUUGUGUAUGGAGGAGGUGCUGCUGAGAUCUCUUGUGCUUUGGCAGUUAGUGAAACAGCAGAUAAGUGCCCCUCUUUGGAACAGUAUGCUAUGAGGGCUUUUGCUGAUGCCCUAGAAGUCAUUCCCAUGGCACUUUCUGAAAACAGUGGAAUGAAUCCCAUUCAGACUAUGACUGAAGUGCGAGCUAGACAAGUGAAAGAAAACAAUCCUGCUCUUGGGAUCGAUUGUUUGCGCAAAGGAACAAAUGAUAUGAAGAAACAACAUGUCAUAGAAACCUUAAUUGGUAAAAAGCAACAGAUUGCUCUGGCUACUCAGAUGGUUAGAAUGAUUCUAAAGAUUGAUGAUAUUCGUAGGCCAGGAGAAUCUGAAGAAUGAAGGCUGAAAGACAAGGAAUAAAAUGUAGUGGAGCCACUGCAGUAAGAAAAAUCAGUGGGAUCUCAACAGUUCAUCUUCAGCUAUUUAUUUCUUGACAACUUUUCUUUUUGUUUUAAAUACUGUAACUGCUCGUUGUUGAAGACAAUAAAGUACCAUUUAGCAGUUGUGGCUUCAAGA